AUGCCAUCGAAGACCCGGAGCGGUGAUGAGGCGGAGUGCGGCUGGGACUCGAGCUGGAGCAGUCUGGAGCCAACACGGCGUGAAUUUCUCAAACCCACCGUCUCGGUGACCCCCGGCAGGGUGGUGGCGCUCGGGGGAAGCGUCACCAUCCGCUGUGAGAGUCGGCAACGAUCCAUGGAGUUCUUUCUGCGUAAAGCUGGACACCCGAACCCGCAGGCGCAGUCGGUGCCUGAUGGGACCGUGGCUGAAUUUCCCAUCCCCAGUGUCGGUCGGGAAGAUGGAGGGAGCUACACCUGCGACUAUCGCUCCAUAGCAGAUCAGAGUCGCUGGUCAGAUCCCAGCGACCCCGUCGAGAUCAUUGUAGCAGAGCCCAGCUACCCCAAACCCAACAUCUACCUGCUGAGACCCAGCGGGGGGGUUUCCCUGGGGGGAGCCAUGGCCAUCCUGUGUCAGGGGCAGCACCGGGGCGUGCGGUUCGUCUUGAAUAAAGAGCGACGCCAUUUCCCAUCUGUGGAUUCGGACGGAUUUGAGGCUGUGUUUCCCAUCAGCAACGUGCGCCAGGAGCAGAGCGGGAGCUACAGCUGCUCCUAUCACAGCCGAUCGGAGCCGUUCGCCGUGUCGUACCCCAGCGACCCCGUGGAGCUGGUGCUGAGAGGAACCUCCAUCUCUCUGAGCCCCACUGGGGUCACCGCCCCAGGGGCAGACGUCACCAUCCGGUGUCAGGGGCAGCGCCGGGAUGUGAGGUUCUUCCUGCACAAGGCUGGAGACCAGAACCCGCCGCGACACAUGGACCCUGCUGGGGACGGGGCCGAGUUCCGCAUCCCCACCGUGGGCCGGCAGCACGGAGGGAACUACAGCUGCAGCUACCGGCCCCGAUCAGAGCCCUUCGUCUCCUCAGAGCCCAGCGACCCCGUGCAGCUGGUGGUAGCAGGGAAAGGACCAGCCCCGAGACAGAGCAGGUGAGACCCCCAGCUC
This is a messenger RNA of Chrysemys picta bellii (western painted turtle), 975 nucleotides long. NCBI's taxonomy places the organism in Eukaryota, Metazoa, Chordata, Testudines, Emydidae. The record is from RefSeq and is a predicted model, not a curated record.